This is a messenger RNA of Aphidius gifuensis, 1564 nucleotides long. It is a transcript of the gene Sin1, whose product is annotated as target of rapamycin complex 2 subunit MAPKAP1. The record is from RefSeq and is a predicted model, not a curated record. NCBI's taxonomy places the organism in Eukaryota, Metazoa, Arthropoda, Insecta, Hymenoptera, Braconidae. The transcript has 6 exons. Gene Ontology annotation, biological process: TORC2 signaling. Gene Ontology annotation, cellular component: cytoplasm; plasma membrane; TORC2 complex. Gene Ontology annotation, molecular function: phosphatidylinositol-4,5-bisphosphate binding. Bases 141 to 1484 code for a protein of 447 amino acids.
UUUAUUUACUUCUGUGUUGUUGAAUCAUCAUUGUUGGUCAACACUGUUGACCAACAUUGUCCAAUGUUUUAUAAUAAAAAAAAUCAUCAUGAAUAUAAAAUACUUUUAAAAACAUUUUAAUUAAUUAAAUAAUCAUUAAAAUGGCAUUAUACGAUAAUAAACAUUGGCUCUUAUCACACAUAAGAGACAGUUUUAUAUCAACUGAUGACACUUCAAUAUGCGAAUUAGUUAUGGUUCGUGAGGAUAUACCAAAACACUUGAGAUUAUCUGGUGCCAAAUGUUAUCCUGGAAUUGAUGAUGACAGUGAUGAAGAUUCACAAUCAUAUGACAUUCAAAUGGACAGGGACUUUGGACAUCGUCAUAGAUCAAAUACAGCUCAACGUCUUGAAAAAAUGGAUCAAGCACGUAAAAAAUUUCAAAAAGUUAAUCACAUUAAAUUAGAUGGUAUACCAGUAGCAAUUUCUGAUAAAGAUAUAUCUGAAUUAUUUGAAAAAAAAGAUUUAAAGAAAAAUCAUAAACCAAUUAUUCGACAAUCAUUAUUAUCUGAACAGCUUGAAAAAUCACCACAAUUACCAAAAAAUCCAUUUAAAGAGUAUGCUAAAUUUAAUGGACAAGAACAAUAUGAUGAGCCAGUUAGAAAAUAUAGAAUAUUCAUGUGUAUGCUUAAUGAAAAAGAACGUUCAUAUCCACGACAAAUGACUGUUAUAUCAUCAGCAACAGUUAAAGAAUUUAUUGGUUUAAUUUGUUAUAAAUAUGCAUCAGAAAAUCCAACUCAUAAUCUAAGUGAAGAUAUAGUAAAAUAUGGAUUAUUUAUAACUGAAGAUGAUGAUGGUGAAGUUGAUAUGGAUUUUCCUUGUCUUGAUCCAACUGAGCCAAUAUCAAAAUUUGAUUUUUCAUCAUUGUGUUUAGUUGAAUUACGUCCAUGUGAUUUAGUAAGACAUGAACCAGUUAGUAAAUUAAUUGUAUCAUCAGCUGAAGAAAUUAUUGAAGUUAAUAAAGUUGAACAGCAAAGAAUUGCCGAAGAUUUAGCACGUAUGAAAGGACAUACAACAGCUAUGGAAGCACCAUUGUAUCAAUUAUAUAGGGUUUAUAUUGUCAACAGAGUUACAGCCAAUACAGAAAUACAUCUUGGUAUAUCUGGUGAUAAAAUUGAAAUUGAUCCAGUAUUACCAAGCAAAGGUGCUAGUAGACUAUUAAAUCGUCAACGAGCUGAGAGUCAUCCAAUGGAUAAUAUUGCCACGUGUGAUAUUAAUGAUCAUAAAGGAAACAAAACAACAUUUACAUUAAUUUAUUCAUCAAAUUCAUCAUUUUCUGAUUCAUCAAAUGUUACAUUUAAAAAACAUGAAUUUGAAGCUGAAACAACUGUUGCUGAUAAUAUUGUUAAAAAAAUUAAUCAUAUACUUGAAUUACGUACAAGUAAUGCAAGAAAAGAAUAUUUAGCAUAUCGUGAACGUAAAUCAAUGAGAAAAAAAAAAACAACAUAAAUAUUGUAUUUAAUUUAUAUUAAUCAUUUUUCUUUUUUUUUUUUUAUAUAAUUUUAAUAAUAAAAAAAAAACUAUAUAUU